This is a messenger RNA of Synchiropus splendidus (mandarinfish), 6290 nucleotides long. RefSeq names its product Rap guanine nucleotide exchange factor (GEF) 6 (gene rapgef6). The record is from RefSeq and is a predicted model, not a curated record. The transcript has 32 exons. NCBI's taxonomy places the organism in Eukaryota, Metazoa, Chordata, Actinopteri, Syngnathiformes, Callionymidae. Bases 333 to 5366 code for a protein of 1677 amino acids. Gene Ontology annotation, molecular function: protein binding; guanyl-nucleotide exchange factor activity. Gene Ontology annotation, biological process: positive regulation of GTPase activity; positive regulation of ERK1 and ERK2 cascade; Ras protein signal transduction. Gene Ontology annotation, cellular component: apical plasma membrane; plasma membrane; endocytic vesicle.
GGUCCGUAAACGCAGCGUCAUCCCCCGAGCAGACAGAUGUCGUCGAGCAGAGCGGAGAGACGGAGGGCUCUAAAUCUCAACUGACGCGGGGGAGAUGGGCGCUUGUCCGUUAAAAAAUGGACACAGUCCUUGACGGCGGCUUCGGCAGAUAACUUCUUUCUCUCUUCGGAAGAAGAGAGGCCAACUUUCUCACUCUCUCCGGCGUCACUCCAUCCAUGCCCGAGUGCGAGGCGGCACCAACCGCCCGGGAGAUGUGAGUUUCCGUCGCCACUUACGGAGAGCAGAGACUCUUUUUUUUUUUUUUUUACCAGCGUUGGAUUUAAAGCGAAGUUAUGAAAAUGACCGGAGCCAUGGAAACUUCUUUCAAGCUGGCUUUGAAGAAACCGCCCUCGCUGCGGACCGCAGAGGACUUGCACACCAUCUACUGCCACCUGUAUCACAUGGACGUCCUCUCUCACCUCAGGGAACACCAGCUGAGGUCAAUGUGUACCUCAGCCAGAUACGAGAGACACGAGGCCAACCAUAUCCUUUUCUUCCCUGACAGCGUCGCUACCUGCUGGUACAUCUUACUCUCCGGAUCCGUCUUUGUGAAGGAGCACAUGUACCUGGCGAGAUGCUGUUUUGGCAAGCAGCUGGGGGGCAGACGAGGCUGUGAAUGCAUCACUUUGGAGCCGUCAGAAAUGAUUGUGGUGGAUAACAGCAGCGAGGGGGACGACAGUUUUCUGCAAAGAGAAGGGUCUCAACGGAGGUCCAGGAGGCGAUUCAGGAGGAUCAACCCCAAGGGAGAGCGGGAACUUAUCACAGAUGGCCAGGAACCGGCAGGCUACAACACACUUCCUGCCGACCUCAACAAAAUGCACCUGACGGACCACGGCCAUCAGCAGGUGAUGCACAUGGCUCCGAGCCAAUCAGGGUGCAGCAUCGCCAGCGACUCAGGAAGCAGCAGUCUCUCGGACAUCUACCAGGCCACAGAGAGCGAGCUCGGAGACGUGGACUUGUCAGGUCUUCCAGAGGCUCCUGUUGACAGCGAGGAAGAAGAGGAAGAAGAUGAAGAUCUGGAGAGAGCCUCCAUCACUCUCCUGGGCCGGGACCUGGUCCGAGAGUGUCUGGAGAAAGAUCCAGCAGACCGCAACGACGAUGACAUCGAGCAACUGCUGGAGUUCAUGCACCAACUACCCGCCUUUGCCAACAUGACCAUGUCGGUGCGCAGAGACUUGUGCAGCGUCAUGGUGUUCGAGGUAGUGGAGCAGGCGGGGACGGUCAUUCUGCACGACAAACAGGAGUUGGACCAGUGGUACGUCAUCUUAAAUGGAGCUGUCGAGAUCAGCCACCAUGAAGGAAGAGUGGAGACCCUCUGCAUGGGCAACAGCUUCGGCAUCUCCCCGUCCCUGGACAAGCAGUACACCAACGGCGAGGUUCGGACCAAAGGAGACGACUGCCAGUUCGUCUGCAUCGCCCAGGAGGACUACUGCCGCAUCCUGAACCAUGUGGAGAAGAACACGCACAAGGUGGAGGAGGAGGGCGAGAUCGUCAUGGUGAAGGAGCACCGCGAGCUGGACCGCAGCGGCACCAGGAAGGGACACAUCGUCAUCAAGGGAACCCCAGAACGUCUGAUCAUGCACCUCGUCGAAGAACCCUCGGUGGUGGAUCCCACCUACAUUGAGGACUUCCUGCUGACCUACAGGACCUUUGUGUCGAAUUCCAUGGAGGUCGGGAAGAAGCUGCUGGAGUGGUUUCAGAAGGACAGUCUCAGAGACACAGUAACAAGAAUAGUUCUGCUCUGGGUCAACAACCACUUCAAUGAUUUCGAGGGCGACCCAGCGAUGACCCGCUUCCUGGAGGAGUUCGAGAAGCUUCUUGAAGCUACAAAAAUGAAGGGACACUUGCGACUGCUCAACAUCGCCUGCGCAGCCAAAGCGAAGUGGAGGCAGAUCACGUUGCAGAAGGCGUCCAGGGAGUCACCGCUCUACUUCAGCGUGCAGGGCGGCAGCGAGAGAGGCUUCGGCAUCUUUGUCGAGUCUGUGGAGGAGGGGAGUAAAGCUGCAGAGGCCGGACUCAAGAGGGGGGACCAGAUCAUGGAGAUCAACGGUCAGAACUUUGAGAACAUCACCUUCUCCAAAGCAGUGGACAUCCUCAGAAACAACACACACCUCGCUCUGACGGUCAAAACCAACAUUUUUGUCUUCAAAGAGCUCCUCAGCAGGAUCGUGCACGAGAAGAAAAACGGUGGUCCUCAUAUACCUAAAAUUCAGGAGAAGAAGGGGAACCGGUUUUCCAUCCCAGAACUUCCUGGAGACAUGGAGUUUCCCACGGACCACAAGGCCACCAGGAAGAUGAAGGCCAACACAGUUUCUGGAGGCCGCAACAAGAUCAGGAAGAUGCUGGAGAAGACGCGCUUCAGCAUUCUGCCUCCGAAACCCUUCAGUGACGGUGGUGUGGGUCAGUCUCAGGACGACAGCAUCGUGGGGACGAAGCAGUGCCGGCACAGCGUCGCCAUCAUGCCCAUACCUGGGAACUUAUCGUCCAGCAGCCCGGACCUGCUGCAGCCGGCCACCAGUGUGCUCGACUUCUCCUACCCUGCAGCUCUGGGACUCUACUACAUCCCUGAUCAGGUGAUCCGGGUGUUCAAGGCCGAUCAGCAGAGCUGCUACAUCAUCAUCAGCAAAGACACGACGGCCAAGGACGUGGUGGCCCAUACCGUCAACGAGUUCGGCCUGCUGGCCGUCCCAGAGAACUACUCCCUCUGCGAAGUGUCGGUCAGUCCGGAGGGGGUCAUCAAGCAGCGCCGCCUCCCAGACCAGCUCUCCAAACUGGCCGAUCGGAUCCAGCUCAACGGCAGGUACUACUUGAAGAACAACAUGGAGACGGAGACGUUGUGUUCCGAUGAGGACGCGCAGGAUCUCCUGAGGGAGAGCCAGAUCUCACUGCUGCAGCUCAGCACCAUGGAAGUGGCCGCCCAGCUCUCCAUGAGAGACUUUGAGCUCUUCAGGAACAUCGAGUCGACUGAGUAUGUGGACGACUUGUUCAAACUGGACUCGUCGGCUGGAAGCGGCAACCUGAAGCAGUUCGAGGAGGUGAUCAACCAGGAGACUUUCUGGGUGGCCACGGAGAUCCUGAAGGAGCCCAACGCCCUGAAGAGGAUGAAGACCAUCAAACACUUCAUCAAGAUCGCCCUCCACUGUCGCGAGUGCAAGAACUUCAACUCCAUGUUUGCUAUCAUCAGCGGCUUAAACUUGGCUCCGGUGGCUCGGCUGCGGAACUCCUGGGAGAAACUUCCAAGCAAAUACGAGAAGCUUUUCGGGGACCUGCAGGACGUCUUCGACCCGUCCAGGAACAUGGCCAAGUACCGGAACAUCCUGAGCAGCCAGAGCAUGCAGCCGCCAAUCAUCCCACUGUUCCCGGUCGUCAAAAAGGACCUGACCUUCUUACAUGAAGGCAACGACUCCACCGUGGACGGGCUGGUCAACUUCGAGAAGCUGAGGAUGAUCGCCAAGGAGAUCAGACACGUGGUGCGCUUGACCUCUGCCAACAUGGACCCCGCGCUGAUGUUCAGACAGAGGAAGAAGAGGUGGAAGAGUUUAGGGUCUCUAAGUCAGGGCAGCACCAACUCCAACAUGCUGGACGUUCAGGGCGGCGCGCACAAGAAGAGAGUCCGCCGCAGCUCGCUGCUCAACGCCAAGAAGCUCUACGAGGACGCACAGAUGGCCCGCAAGGUGAAGCAGUACCUGUCCAACCUGACGGUGGAGACGGACGAGGAGAAGCACCAGAUCAUGUCCCUGCAGUGCGAGCCCACGUACAGCACCUUAUCCAAGAACUUGAGCGAGAGACGUUCCACCAAGUCGGACAUGUCUCCCGUGUCGCUCCGGUCGGCUCUGCCAGCAGGGAAAGCCCAGAACAGGGUCUCCCAGGUCCUCCAGGUUCAGGUCCCCUUGAAUCCCCUACGAAAGAAGAGCACCGCCAAAGACAUCGGGAAUCCAAACUCCAACUCUCCUCAGGUGGUGAAGAAACCUCCAGUGAGCACGGCCGACGAGUGGACGACAAAGAGGCCGUCUGACGACACCGUCUCCACCAUCUCGUCCUUGCACUCCAGUCCGACGGUGUCCCCUCAAGGGUCGCCACGAAAAGUGGGAGGCGUGGCCAAGAACUCCAGCCAGAUGAACUUGUCCGGAUCUUCUUCGUCCCUGACCAGCGACGCCAGCACCAAGGCUGGCACCGUCAGCCUGCGCAGCUAUGGAAUAGGUUACGCUCUUCUACCAGCCGGGAAAGUCGACAACCUGUCCGACUCCAGCCACAGCGAGAUCUCGUCCCGCUCCAGCAUCUGCUCCGUGGACUCGGUACCGGCUCCUGGGCUGGAGGAUCGGUGCAACAGCACCGGCAGUCGAACCUCCUCAGCCGCCGCCGCCGCUCCCACGGCCAUGAUGUCCACAGCCGUUCCUGAGAGCUCGGCGCAGAACGCACACUCAAGCAGCGAUUACAGCCAACCCAGCACAAGUUCCUCGGCGGCAGGACGAUCGUACCCUUCCCGCGCCUCCACCUUUACCUCAUCCCUCUCCACGGAGGAGCUGACGCCCGACCACACCUCCCUGGACUCAGUGGCCGACAGCGGCCGCGGCAGCUGGACCUCCUGCUCCUCCAACUCCCACGACUCCUUCCAGAGCCUCCCGACCUCGUCCUGCCGGCCCUGGGACCACGGCAUCCACGGUCACCCGCUCGCCAUUCCUCACGCCCUGAUGGCGGGGUUCAAGCACACGCAGCUCUCCGGGCCCAUCGCCGAGGUGGAGUCAGCGGGUCACUCCUGGGCCAACGACGGUGCCAAGAAUCACUCCAGGGACUCGGAGUCCAGGCAGAGCUGGGCGUCGUCCAGCUCCUUGUCGGACACCUACGAGGGAAACUACGGGACGGUGAAGAGGAAGAACACAUCGGAGCAGCAGCCGUCGUCUCCCACCAAUGAAGAGGAAGGCGCCAGCUCAGACCCCGCCUACAAGACGGUGACGUCGAGCACAGACAAGGGCCUGAUAGUGUAUUGUAUCACUUCCCCCGCCAAGGAUGAGCGUUUCCGUGCCCCUCCUCCCACACCUCCAGGCUACCAGGGUCUGGCUCUGGGCGACCUGGGCAUCACGGACGCCGGCGCUCCCAGCGCUCCGGUGCCUCGGCCUCCUCACCUCAAACCCCCCGAGUACAGCGUGGCGCUGCAGAGGAGCAAACUCCUGCAGAGUCCGGGAGCUGCCGGGGGUCUGGCGGAAGCUCGGCGGCUGGCGGGGAACCACCAUCUCCACCAUCAGGAGCCCAGGAAAGGUGGAUCCACGCCGGUGCGUCAGGUGCAGGAGCUGGACAGCGAUGAAGACGAGCAAGUGUCGGCGGUGUAGCUCACUUUGACGGGUGGUGUUCAGGUUUUGGACUGGACUACAGCCUGACGCCAUCCCACUCCAGAGCACAUAGACCAGGCCCCGCCCCCCUGCACGGAUCAGGAUGCAGCUCUUGUCACGUGACGCUCAUCUUCUGACCUCAGUCACUCUUUUUUUUAAGAAAUGAACUCAAAAGGACAAGAGGAAACGCUUCCUCCACUGUCUGUGUUUUUUUUACGAUCAAAGGGACGACGCGUGGUCACAAGCUAGGACACCUCCGUUGGCUGUGGAAGAAGAGGUCGGGGGGUCACUUCCAAACUUGAGUGGUUCCAAAUUCAAAUCGCCUUUUUAUUUUGUCUCACUUCAUGAAUGUAGCUUUUUUUAUGAUCGUGAUUUCAUUUAAAUCCAAACGUGAUAAUGUUUUUUUUUGUCUUGUUUUAGGUUCCCUUAUUUGAAAAUGUAGCGUUUUGAUUUAAAGCUAAAAAAAUCUUUAAGAAAAUAUUUUUUAUUUAUUUAUUUUACAAAAUAAAAGUACAUUUACAAAAUAAGGUUCUGAUGUAUUAGAGCUGAACACAAUUUUGGGAAUGACCCCCUGCCUUGUUUUUUUUUUUUUUUUUUUUUCCUCCUCCAUUAUUAUUAUUUUUUUUUUCAAGCAGCUUUAGAUGCCCAAAGUUCCUCAAAGGUCCUCUAAUCCACCAGCGGACUCAACUGACGGUGUUUAGCUUCUUCAGACAGAAGCAGACCUGAAGCUCCCGCUCAGACGCGCCAACGUUCCCGUUACAAACUGUUCAAUAACUAGCCUCGAUGAUCAAUCGCCCCGAUGGCGCUGCCGUCUGCUCAAUAUGCGUCACUGCAGCGGAUCGGAUGAGAAGCGAAACAACGCAGCGCUGAUGCGUCGCCUCCAAGCUGAUCUGACUUUGUACAUUUGUUUAUAAACCGCAGCAG